Electrophorus electricus (electric eel) is the source of this 2014-nucleotide messenger RNA. RefSeq names its product cytotoxic granule-associated RNA binding protein 1, like (gene tia1l). NCBI's taxonomy places the organism in Eukaryota, Metazoa, Chordata, Actinopteri, Gymnotiformes, Gymnotidae. Gene Ontology annotation, molecular function: RNA binding. The record is from RefSeq and is a predicted model, not a curated record.
GUGAAGGAGAAUAUUGCAACGUCAGACGAUGUUUCUGGAGUAACGUUAAGAGGAAGUUAUCCUAGUUAUUUCUCUUUAUCGGAAAAGUUGGGAUCGAAGGAUUUAAUUCACCGGUAACCUCGAAAAAAUAACUUUUUUACUAAAGGUUUGAAGCCUUUUUGACGGCAGGAUGAUGGACGACGACCAGCCCAAGACACUGUAUGUCGGGAACCUCUCAAGGGAGGUAACAGAGGCCCUCAUCUUGCAAGUGUUCACCCAGAUUGGCCCCUGCAAGAGCUGUAAAAUGAUCAUUGACACGGCAGGAAAUGACCCAUACUGCUUUGUGGAGUUCUACGAACACAUGCACGCUGCCGCUGCACUCGCUGCCAUGAAUGGAAGAAAAAUAUUAGGCAAGGACAUGAAGGUCAACUGGGCCUCGAUGCCAAGCAGUCAGAAGAAAGACACAAGCAAUCACUUCCAUGUCUUUGUUGGUGAUCUGAGUCCAGAAAUCUCCACAGAUGAUGUCAAAGCAGCCUUUGCUCCUUUUGGGAAAAUAUCGGAUGCUCGCGUGGUGAAGGACCUGGCCACUGGGAAGUCCAAAGGAUACGGCUUCAUCUCCUUCAUCAACAAAUGGGACGCGGAGAACGCCAUUCAGCAGAUGAAUGGCCAAUGGCUGGGAGGCAGGCAGAUCAGAACCAACUGGGCCACCAGGAAGCCUCCUGCCCCCAAGUCCAACUACGAGAGUGGCUCUAAGCACCUGUCCUAUGAUGAGGUGCUGAGCCAGUCCAGCCUGAGUAACUGCACCGUGUACUGCGGCGGCGUCACCUCCGGCCUCUCGGAUCAGCUGAUGAGACAGACGUUCUCUCCAUUCGGGCAGAUCAUGGAGAUCAGAGUUUUCCCGGAUAAAGGCUAUUCGUUUGUGAGGUUUGACUCCCACGAGGCCGCGGCUCACGCCAUUGUGUCGGUGAAUGGCACGUGUAUUGAGGGCCACAUGGUCAAGUGCUACUGGGGCAAAGAAACCGCCGACGUGAGAGCCAUGCAGCAGAUGCCCAUGCCUCAGCAGAGUAACCCGGCUUACGCCGCCCCGCCGUAUGGCCAGUGGAGCCAGUCCUAUGGGAACGGGCAGCAUAUGGGCCAAUACAUGCCCAAUGGCUGGCAAAUGCCCACUUAUGGAGUGUAUGGCCAGGCCUGGAACCAGCAGGGCUAUAAGUAAGUACAGACAUGGGUAUCCCUUCGCCGCCUCCACAAUGGAACCAUCACACUUGCUCCACUAAGGCAAAUGUCCAGCAGGAUGUACUAUUAUGCCAAUGAGGAGGGGGUGUGAAAGGACUACAUUCAACCCAGUGUACAGUAUAUUCGGAUCAAUAAUAUGCCCUUGCCACUGAAUUUUUAUUUUCCACCCCCCCCCCCCCUUUCUUUCCUGUUCUCUGGACAGCUUUUUAAGGUCAAGUUGUCAGUCUUUUUAAAAGAAAAUAGAAAAAUAAAACCUUGCACCUUUUUUUUUGAGUUGUUGUUUGUUUUGGUUUAGUUUUUUUGUUAAUUUUGGAAUUUGAGGUAAUUUCUCUCUCCCCCCCCCCCACUUUUUUCAGUAGUCUCGCCCCUUAACAGGACACUUUUUUUUUUUUUUUUUUUUUUUUUUUUUUUUCCCUUGUAUAAAGCAAUGCUUGUUUUGUAUGACUUUUAGUUUAUUGAUUUUACUCCCUUUAUCGUUCUAAAACCAUCACUUCUGUACAUCUGGUUUUUCGGGGUUUGUGUGUGCGUGUGCUUUUGAUGCUGUUUCCUUUUGUUUUCAUCACUGAGGUUUUCAGGAAUUUAAUCUGGACCCCCCUUAACAUGCAGGCAUUUGGAGUGUUAUUUUCAUACAGGUAGUUGGGCAUACGCCUCCUAGACUGGAGGAGACCUUUCUCAGUGGCCUUCAUAUCUACUUGAAAUUAUCAGAACUGCAUGUGAAGUAACAUUGUUCUUAAUUUUGUUUUCUCCAGCUUUUAACAAAAUUCAUUAAAAUGUUCCCCAUUUCCCCCUCAAAUUGAUUUUU